Messenger RNA from Condylostylus longicornis, 3701 nucleotides. Its product is annotated as inactive dipeptidyl peptidase 10. The transcript has 12 exons. Gene Ontology annotation, biological process: proteolysis. NCBI's taxonomy places the organism in Eukaryota, Metazoa, Arthropoda, Insecta, Diptera, Dolichopodidae. The record is from RefSeq and is a predicted model, not a curated record. The coding region runs from base 949 to 3609 and encodes 886 amino acids. Gene Ontology annotation, molecular function: serine-type peptidase activity; dipeptidyl-peptidase activity.
AAAAUGUGUGCGAUUAAUUAUUCUCAUAUCUCAUAUACUUUAUCAAAAGAUGUUAUGUGCUAGAUUUUCAUACAUAUACAUACAUACAUAUAUAAUGCUCCUUGUAAAAUAAAAUUUAAUGUCUGCAUAAAAAUAUUUUAUAAAAUUUUUUUUUUAUUUUUACAAUAAUUUAAAUAAUAUUAAAAAUAUAUAAUUAUAAUUAAAUAAAAUUUAAUAUUACUAACGAACAACUUAUAUUUAUAAAAUUAACAAAUAUUUGUGCAUUUAUUAUAUAUUUAACAGUUUUAGGCGUAUAUUUAUGUAGUAAAUAAUAAUAUAUUGCAGAAAAAAAAACAAAAAAAAAAACAAAAAGUUAAAAGAAAAUGUUAGGUUAUGAAAUUUAUCUUAUAUUGAAUGAAAUCCUUAAAUCUUAUAGCACGCAUUGCAGCAUUUCUUUGCAGUUAAUAAAGUUUUAAGCACUAUAUAUAUAUAUAUAUAUAUAGUUUUGUAAAACAAAAAAAAAAAUUAGAAAACUUUACAUUAAUUCAACAUAUAAAUAAAAAAUAUAAACACAUACAUACAUACAUAAACACACAUAAAAAUUAUAAAAAAUAAAAAAAAAAAAUUUUAAUUUUUAAAAAAUUAUAUUAAAAUUAUGCAAAUUAAAAGAAAUUAUCAAAUAAACUAAAAAUUAGACUUUAUAAUAAAAAAAAAAGCAUAGAAGUCAAUGUCUUAAGUUCAUCAAAUUGUUUCGAAAUUAUCACACUAUAUACCUAUAUAUGUACAUGUAGUGCACAUAUAUGUAUGUACAUAUGUACUAUAUGUAACUAUAUUAUUUUAUUUCAUUGAUGAAAUGUGUAAAAUUAUAACUAAUUGGGUUAAAUUAUCUUUGAAUAUUUCACGUUUUAUUUAAUAAAUUAUUUUUAUUAUACCUACACUCCGAUAUAAAAUUUGCAACAAAGAAUAAAAAUGAAUGCCGCACAAAGUGGAGGCCAUACAACUGGUAUGAAUAAAAAAGGUUCUCAAUUGGAGGAACUAGUAGCAAUUUCUCCAGAGAGAAGAAAUUGGCGAGGAAUAUUUAUUGCGCUUUUAGUAAUUGCAGCAGUUUUUAGUUUAAUAAUUUUUUCCAUAUUUUUACUCUCUCCAGAGGACGAAGCUACUCGGGUAAAAGGUAGACGUUUUGUUUUAUCAGAUAUAACUAGUCAAGGUCUUAAAUGGAAAUCAUUUAAUACAUCUUGGAUUAGUGGUUCUGAAUUGGUUUAUAGAGAUGCAGACGGAGGUCUAUCUUUAUUGGAUCUUAAGACAUCAGAGACCAGGAUUCUUAUGACAAAUACGACUUUUAGACAACUUAAUAUAGAAUUAUUCCUCUUAUCACCUGAUUUAAAUUAUGUUUUACUUUUUGGUGAUACAAUAAAUUCAAAGUUUUACAUAUAUGAGUUCGCGACAAGGAAUAUAUUUCCAUUAACUCCAAUAGAGAAUACUGCUGAAGCACCAAUAUUACAACUUGUAAUAUGGGCUCCAUAUAACGUACAAGUAAAUUCUAACGGCAAAUCAAAUAUUAAUAAUCCAACAGGUGCCAAAGUCGGCUCACAAGCAAUAGCUUUCGUCUAUGAGAAUGACAUAUUUUAUAAACCUAAAGUGCAAGGUGAUUUAGUAUGUAAAGUAACAAAAACCGGUCAAGCCGGUUUAAUAUAUAAUGGCGUACCAGAUUGGACAUAUUCAAACAUUCCAGAACUUAAAAGUGCCACCAUAGCAUUUUCCACAGAUGGCCAGUAUUUAUCUUUUUUAUCAUACAAUGAUAGUGAAGUGAACGAAUAUAGGUACAUGUUAGCUAGUGAAGAUGUAAAAUAUCCAAAAGUCAAAUCUAUAAGAUACCCAAAAACAGGGACCAAAAACCCAAAUGUUACAGUUUAUGUAGUUAACUUAUCAGUUUUAAAAUUUAUAUUCCCACAAAAACUUAACUUACCCAUAGACGAAACAAAUGGAACUUACGUUAGUGCUAUGACAUGGCUUAAUCCGACUGAUUUAUCAGUAACUGUAACAACAAGAAAACAAACAAAAGCAGUUACAAUCAUUUGUCAAGCUCCCUUAUUUAAAUGCUAUAAAAUUCAUACAGAAGUAACAGUAAGUGAUGGAUGGGUACUUCCAUCUGACUUACCAAUUUAUACAAAACAUGCAUUUUCAAAUGAUUUACAAAAUGGGUUUCAAAAUAACAACAGUAAUGGUAAUAUAAACAGUAAUGGAAACUCUAGUUCUCCAAACAAAAUUUUGACCGGAUUUUUAUUAAAAAGACUUCCAGUACGUGAUGGCGAAAAUGGACAUUUUCGGCAAGUGGUAUUAUAUUCUUUAGAAGAGGCGCGAACAAUACCUUUAACUAUAGGUCGAUCUGAAGUUACAAAGAUUAUUGGAUGGGACUUAGCUAACAAUUUAAUAUAUUACAUAGCAGCGCCAGAACGAAAACCAGGCGAAAGACAUUUAUAUAAAAUCAGUAUAAAUAUUAAAAUGUCCGAUGUAACUAAUAGAACCUACGUUAAUCAAAGCUCACCAAUUUGCUUAACAUGUAAGGCUGUUAAUUAUCAACCCUUCCUUACAAAAGACGAAAACUCAACUGACAAAGACUGUGCUAUUCAGAGUUCAAAGGAAUGUUUAUAUAACGAGAUCUACUUUAGUAAAGAUUAUUCAUAUUACAUACAAGAAUGUUUGGGUCCUGAUGUGCCAUCUGUACAUGUUGUUGAAAGUGAAAGUAAUCAAAUUGUCAAAAUUCUUACUAUAAGUGAAGAUUUGCGUAGUAAAUUAGGUCAACUAGCUCUUCCCCAAAUUAGAACAUUUAGUGUUGAAAUAAGACAUGGGUUUCAAGCUCAAGUGCGAUUAUAUCUUCCACCAGGAAUGAAAGAAGAUGAAGAAAUUGCUUUUCCAUUAAUUUUACAAAUUGAUGCUUCGCCAGGUUCGCAAUUAGUUUCAGAAAAAUUUGAAAUAGAUUGGAAUUGGUAUCUAUGUAGCCAAAGAUCAUUUGUAGUUGCACAAAUAGAUGUCAGAGGAAGUGGUUUUCAAGGGGAAUUACUGCGCACACAACUGCAUGGGAGACUAGGAACUGUCGAAAUUGAGGAUCAGUUAGGAGUUUUAACUUACUUGCGAGACAAUAUAAAAUUUAUUGAUCCAUCUAGAAUUUGUGUUUAUGGUGUUGGAUAUGGAGGAUAUGCCGCAACGUUGUCUUUACUUGAGGAUUCUCAACAAAUAUUGCAAUGUGCAAUUGCUAUAAAUCCCAUAACAGCAUUCGGUCAUCAUUAUUCUUUUUUCACUGAGAGAUACAUUCCUCAAAAUGGCAACUUUAAUCAUGCUCUUGAGCAAGCAGAUUUAAGGAAAAAAAUCAGUAAAAUGAAAAGUAGGAAAUACAUGUUGAUAUAUGGAACUGCCGAUUUAGUGGUUCACCAGGAGCAUUCCCUAAUGCUUACUAGAGCUUUAAUUAAUGAAGACGUACAAUUUAGGCAACAAAUAUACCCAGGCGGCGACCAUCAACUAUCGCAGGUUGAGUAUCAUUUGUACAGAACUAUGGAAUGGUAUAUAGAUGAAUGUUUUGGACCUUUAGAAACGGAUGAUUGGGAUCCAACAGGAUUUUUAUUUAAACCGUAGAAUUGUAGUUUAUUUUUAGAUCAAAUUUAAACCUAAAGUUAUUGUACAUUGAAAGGUGCGCAAAAUUUAAAAAUAUAUUUGAAUAGACUGAA